Molecule: messenger RNA, 3120 nt
Organism: Tetrahymena thermophila SB210
Lineage: Eukaryota; Ciliophora; Oligohymenophorea; Hymenostomatida; Tetrahymenidae
Exons: 1
Source: RefSeq, a predicted model, not a curated record
GAAUAUUCAAUAAAUUUUAGAAGCUAAUUAAAAGAAAGUAAAAAGUAGAAAUUUUAUUAGAUAGAUAGAUAGCACUAAGUAUUAAUUGAAUUACUUUAUUUCGAUUAAAUAAUAGGGGGCUUUGGCUAAAGCGUUGAAAAUAACUAAAAUAUUUUUUUAAAGGAAAAAACUCACGUUGCUAUGAUUAACAAUUUAAAAAAAAUGACUAGCCAUUAGGUCUAAACAAAUCUUCCUCCUAUAACAAAAGGAGUAAAUCCAAAUAUGAAUACUAAUCAAAAAUAAAAUCCAUUUGAUACUUUAAAUUUUGAGAUGCCUAUCAGCCAAAAUUCUACUAAAAAUUCUGCUUCGAUUUCAUAAAAUUAGAAUAGAUCCUAAGACAUUCAGAAAUAAGUUAAACCCGUUGUAUAAUAGACGCAGUAAGCAAACGGCUUCUCGAACAAAAACAGUCAAAAGAAAGACUCUAUUAAUAUUUCUAAGGUAAAAAAUGAAGUCAACAAUCUACCUGGUAAGUACAAUAUUUAGAGCUAAGAAUUUCAAAGGGAUGAUGAAAAUCAGCUUUCUCCUCAAUUAAACAGAGAUCAUCAAGCAUUCGCAGAAAUAAGACAAAAUAUGGAUUCGAAUUUUUAAGAAAAUAAUAUUAAAGAGAUUUAUUCAAAAGAUAAAUAAGUGAAAUAACCGUUUAUUCCUUACAAAUACCGCAAAAGCAGCAACCCCUCUGUUAAUGCUAGCAACUUUGACUAAAAUAAUUUUUAUUAUAAUACAAAAGGCUAUUUACAAAGUGAAAAUAACAGUUAUGCUACAGAUUGUAUUGUUAAUUAUUCAGAUGAUGGAGAGAUUUCAAAAGAAGAAUAUAGAGAUCCCAUUUUAAAUGUUUAAAAACACAGAAAGGAAUUUGGUAUUAAUAUUGCUUAAAAAAUGAAUAGGUUCUAUAAUAUUAAGGCUCUAACUAAUAAAAGUUAACAACUGUAGUUAGCAUUUGAUAAUGCAAAUAACCUUUUUAUUGUCGAUCAGAGAGAUGAUAAUUAUCUUUCUUAAACUGUCAUGAAUCUGAAUAUGGACAUGAGCACAAGAAAGCACCAAUCUUAAGAUAUUCUUUAACAAAUUAUCUAAGAAAAAAGAAAUUCAAUCGCCUAAGGUGAAGGCCUUUGUCAUAGCAUAACUACUAAUGGGAAAGAGUCUCUUCUUAGUUAAUUAUCAAAAAAAUCUUAACUUAAAACUUAAAUGUAAAUGAAUACCUAAGGCAGCUUCAUGAAACCAAAAUAUAUGCUUUAUCAUAACUCAAAUUCUAAUUAGAUCUCACCAAAAAGUAAUCUAAACGCAUAAAUUAUCAACUCACCAAUUAGUAUUAGCAGCAAUAGUAACAAUUAAAAUGUAAAUUAUCCUAAAAAUUACAAUGCUGGAUUUUCAACUUCUGUGUUUAAAACUAACAUAAAUCAUUUUGGGAUGCCAAAAAAUAGCAAUAAUUUCUAAAACACUCCUUCACCACCUUCGUAAUUUGAUAAAUUCGCAUUUAAGAAACCAGAAAUUCCACUAGUGAAUACAAGAAAGGCCUUAUUCAAAUAUACAAAUAAUAAUAAGAAGCUAGUCAAAUCAAAUACAGAAGGAAAUUUCUCAAGUUCCUAAAACUAUAAAAGUUAGUCACAGUAUUCUCAUGAAAAUCUAAAGACAAAUACAGACGCAGGAUACUUUUAAAAAUUGAAUGACUUGUUUCAUAAUUAGCAACUGAGCGCAUGCCAGUAAUUUAAUUAACCUUAAAUUAUGACAGCUAAGAAUCAGUUAAAGUAGCAGCCAUAAAAGAUUGACUUAUUUUCAAAAAGUUGUCUUUAAACUUAAAAUAAACCUUAUUUUGAAUAAGAUAUUAAUCUGUCAGAGAGUUUAAAGACUUGGAAAGUUAAGCAAUUUAAUGAUGAUUUUAAUAAAAUAUCAAAAGAAUUGAAAAAAUCAUACUACAGAGGCUAGCUUAAUAACAAAUUUGAUAGUAAAAAUUAGACAGCAUACUUCACGACUAAUGGAAUGUAUGGAUUUUUUUGCUCUAAAAAUGAAGAAGUUGCAAGAGAUUCAGGUUAAGAUAAUUAAGAAAAAUCUAAAAUUGAAGAAGAAAAAAGAGAAGGUUCUUAAAAUUAAAGAUAGCAAACACAAGAUAAGAAUAUUGAUAGUGAAAUUAAUUAGGUAAACAGCUUCUAAACUGAAAUUUAAUCUUCUAAGACGCCAAGAAAAUAAAAUUAUAACAAUUUGAAAGAGCUAGUUUUGUAAAAAGAAGAAGUCAAGUAGUAGUAAAAUGUUUAGCCAAAUGAAGUUGAAGUGUAAAAUGAAGAAUAAUAAGUUGUUAGAUAAAAUGAAUUUGCUGUAGAAACUGAACCUACUAAAAAAAAUGAUGAUAUCCAAUAAGAAUCUUAAGGCUAAGCUGAUAGUUUGAAAAUUAAUUUAAAAAAAAAUAACUUAGAAGUAGUGAAAAAGGAUAUGAGCAAUAUCAAAACUAAUUUUAAUAAGAACAUCUAAGAUUUUAUGAUUGGAAACAUCAAGCAAAACAAUCAAAAGUAAGCAAAUGAAAAGAAAGGAAGUAAUACUGCUAGAGAAAUAUACUAAAAUACAUCUGAAGAUGACGAAAUAACAGGAUGGAUCAGCAGAAAAAAGUCAGAUACUUUAUUUUAGCAUAGACCCAGCUUUUCUUCAUACCAUUAAUCUAAAACAAGCAUAUAAUUUAGAAAAAACAUCAACGCAAGCAAUACUAAUUCAAUCACCUAUAACAGCUAACAAGAAUCGUAUAAAAAUAUAUUUGGUUCAAACUUUAAAAUAACCUCUCCUAAAAGUUAAAAUGGAGCUAAUAGCUUUUAAUCUAUUCCAAAAAGUAAUUAAAGCAACAAUAACAUCUAAAAUAGUUAGCAUUCAAUUGGUGCAAGCUCUAAUAAUUAGACAAGAGAAUAAAAUAAUCAUCACAAAGAUCCUAACUUAAUUUCUAAAAUUACAGAACAUGGUGAGUCAUAAGAUUACUCUUUGGAUAACAGUAACUUUAUUUAGAAUAGGAUGGCAGGAUUUAUUACAAGAGAUAAAAAUGAUGAUGAUGAAGAUCUUAAAAACUAUCUGCAUUUGCAAAAUAUUAUACCAUCUUAAAUAAAAUGA